AUGGCCAAGACAUUUUGGAAGCCAGAUGCAGAUAUACAGGCCCAGGUGAAUGUUGUGAUGAACAAUGACAGUAUGGCUGAUCAGGAUAAGAUCACAAUAGUUCGUUCGAUAACAACUGAUGUCAGAUACUACUCUGAUGUUAUAUUAUGUCUACUAGCUAAUCAUCUUCAGUUCAACCCUGCUGCUGCUGCUGGCUCCUCUUCAGUACCUAACGAUGAUGAUGAAGAUAAUGAUGAAGAUCAUAAGUUGAAGGGUGUUCAACAAAUGUCACAGCAAGAGUUAUGGAAGCUUAUCAAAACUCUCAAGAAGAGAUAUUACAAACGACAGCAACAACUUGAAGGACAUACAGACAACACCACUUCACAUCAUCACCAUAAACAUUAUCGGGGACACGGCAAUAACAACAAGUUUAGCAACAGACGCAAAGAGGACCUAUGCAAUCCAGUGUUUAUUUCAUUGGUGAUUAUAGUGAUGGUGUUCGUGAUAUGGGCAUUGUGGCCCACCACAAGACAUGGACAUCGCUAA
Acytostelium subglobosum LB1 is the source of this 525-nucleotide messenger RNA. RefSeq lists its product as hypothetical. The record is from RefSeq and is a predicted model, not a curated record. The transcript has 2 exons. NCBI's taxonomy places the organism in Eukaryota, Evosea, Eumycetozoa, Acytosteliales, Acytosteliaceae. The coding region runs from base 1 to 525 and encodes 174 amino acids.